This is a messenger RNA of Diatraea saccharalis (sugarcane borer), 652 nucleotides long. The record is from the annotation of a GenBank genome assembly. Lineage: Eukaryota; Metazoa; Arthropoda; Insecta; Lepidoptera; Crambidae.
GAUUGUAGCAUAAAUCCGAGAGGGAACAAGAGCCUCAACUCAGUCGUGCCGCGCGGUCGCACGUGAGCUGUCAGACGGGAAAAAAACGCGCGAAUUUUGACGUUUUACUUUUUUUUAUCAAAAGUCGCGGCUUCAGCACUUAGCACAAUGAAGUACUUGGUUGUCCUCGCGGUGUUCGCUGUGGUAUUCGCGGCUGAAGAGACGAAAGAGGAAGAGAGACCGAAGACAUUCAGGAGGCUGAUCCCGGCUGACGUUUUAAGAGAUUUCCCUGGUAUGUGCUUCGCGUCUACACGUUGCGCGACCGUCGAGCCUGGUAACACCUGGGACCUGGCUCCCUUCUGUGGACGCAGCACCUGCGUCGUCAGCGAAGACACUCCGCCAAGACUGCUCGAGUUGGUGGAAGACUGCGGACCUUUGCCGUUGGCCAACCCUAAAUGCAAACUUGAUACCGACAAGACCAAUAAGACCGCGCCGUUCCCCGGCUGCUGUCCGAUCUUCACUUGCGAAGAAGGUGCCAAGCUGGAGUACCCUGAACUCCCCACUCCUCCUCCAGAAGAAGAAAAGAAAGAAGAGGAGAAACCCAAAGCUUAAAUGAAUUUACAAAUAUUAAAAUAAAUAAAUCCCACAGAAUUACAGUAAGCGUAUCCGAACG